Molecule: messenger RNA, 1455 nt
Organism: Odocoileus virginianus texanus
Lineage: Eukaryota; Metazoa; Chordata; Mammalia; Artiodactyla; Cervidae
Source: RefSeq, a predicted model, not a curated record
AUGAUGCUCAAGAGUAAUCAUAGCCUUGCUCUAACACUCUUGCCUUUAAAGUCUGUCACAGAAAGCUUUGCCAAAGUGAUCCACGGCUUGAAGGUGGGACACCUGACGGAUCGUGUCAUUCAAAGGAGCAAGAGGAUGGUUCUGGAUGCUCUGGGAGUGGGGCUCCUGGGAACCAGAACAGAAGUGUUUCACAAAGUCAGCGGAUACAGUAAAAUCUAUAGUUCCAAUGUAUCCAGCACCGUUUGGGGCCAGCCAGAACUCAGGCUCCCACCAACCUAUGCUGCUUUUGUUAACGGUGUGGCUAUCCACUCAAUGGAUUUUGAUGACACGUGGUAUCCUGCCACCCACCCUUCUGGACCUGUCCUUCCUGUCCUCAUGGCUCUAUCAGAAGCCCUGCCACCAAGUCCAAAGUAUUCUGGCCUUGACCUGCUGCUGGCUUUCAAUGUUGGUAUUGAAGUUCAAGGCCGAUUACUGCGUUUCUCCAAAGAAGCCUAUGACAUACCAAAGAGGUUCCAUCCCCCCUCAGUGGUGGGAACUUUGGGGAGUGCUGCUGCCGCAUCUAAGUUUUUGGGGCUCAGCGUGACAGAGUGCCAAGAGGCCCUGGCUAUUGCUGUUUCUUAUGCUGGGGCACCCAUGGCAAAUGCUGCCACUCAGACCAAGCCACUUCACGUGGGCAAUGCUGCCAGGCAUGGGCUAGAAGCUGCUUUCCUGGCAAUGCUGGGUCUCCAGGGAAACAAACGGGUUUUGGAUUUGGAGACAGGGUUUGGGGCCUUCUAUGCCAACUAUUCUCCUAAAGUCCUUCCAGACCUAGAGUCACACACUUGGCUUCUGGACAAGCAGGAUGUGGCCUUCAAGCGUUUCCCUGCCCAUUUGGCCACCCACUGGGUGGCAGACACAGCUGCAUCUCUGAGAAGGCACCUUGUAUCAGACAAAGCCCCGCUGCCCAUUGACCGCAUUGAGAGAAUUGUGCUGCGAAUCCCAGACGUCCAGUAUGUGAACAGGCCCUUCCCCAGCUCCGAGCACGAAGCCCGCCACUCCUUCCAGUAUGUGGCCUGUGCCACGCUGCUCGACGGCGCCAUCACUGUCCCAGCCUUCCACAAACACCAGAUCAACAGGUCACAGGUGAGACAGCUGCUUGGUAAGGUGGAGCUGGAGCACCCUCGAGACAACCUACCAAACUUCAACUCACUGUACUGUGAGAUGAGUGUGACCCUCAAGGAUGGAGCCGUCUUCACAGAGCGUUCGGAUACCUUCUACGGUCACUGGAGGAAGCCUCUGAGCCAGAAGGACCUACAGGAAAAGUUCAGAGCCAAUUCCUGCAGGAUGCUGUCCUGCCACGCUGUAGAAAGGCUUCUAGAGACAGUAGGAAACCUAGAAGACCUGGAAGAUUGCUCUGUGCUAACCACACUUCUGAAAGAACCCUCUCCACCAAAGAUAGCUUCAAAAUCUAUCUAG